AUGGCAACCUUGCAAAAGAUUGGCGAACGCAUCAGCCAGUCAAAAUGGACAAAGCUAUACAUUGCUUUGGCCUUGCUUCAAGGCAUCAUGAUCAUUGCUUUACAAUCAGCCAUCGCCAGCCAAAAUACAGCACAAGCCAGCAACAUUUCCCUUGUUACGUCUCCCUCCUAUUCGCAUAGCAUAAACGACCACACGACCGAUGCCCAUGAUGGUAUCCAAGCAGCCUUGAGUCGAUUGAAUCGUAUAAAAUGGGAGAACAUUGCCUUUAUUGGUUUUCAAGUUUGGUUUGUCGGUAUGGCUUUUGAUGCUACGGUCUAUCAAAAUGCUGCUGAAAUCAUUGUUCUCGCCAUCCUCAAUGGUAUCUGUGCCAUUCUAGGUGGUCUUGAAGUCAUGGAUGGCCAACGAUGGCUCGAUCGAUUGGAUCGUCUCAAUACCGAUUAUGAUUUGACCAUUGAUACAACACCAUUGCAAACCGCCUUUUACAUUGAAAUCGUCCUCACGGUCGUCAUUAUUCUUUACGCGCUCGUAUUCGCCUACGUAUCUUAUCUCGUUGUGAAGGAGUUUGGCUGGGUGAUUUACAAAAAGAUUGGCCCCGAUGUCGUUGUUCAAAGGAUGUAUCGGAUUUUCCAAUUCUUUGUCCUUACGCUCAAAAUUGACAUCUUCAUCGAAUUCCUUGUAUCCCUCUUUUACCUCGUGCAAUUUGCUCUUGAUGAUGGAUUUUAUUGGGAUGGUUACAUUCAACUUGUCGUCACCAUUCUAAUACUACCCCUCUUAUACUUUGGACGAAUGGCGGCGGGUGGUGAGCAACAUGGUCGCAUGUUGCUAUUUAUCAUCUUCCAAUUCGCGGUGGUGUUCUCGCUCAUUUUAAUGUUGUGGAGAACCAUGUUCCCCGAAAACGAAUGGUAUACUUGGAUUGCCUUUGUCAUCAUGGGUAUUGUGUUUGCUCUGGCGACGGCGGUACUGGGUGCGUGGACCAUGAGUAACUUUGGCAAAGGACUGGAGCCUUAUGUGCAACGUGGUGGACAAAAGAAGGAACAAAUGUCGAGACAUGAGUUACGCGAACAAAGAUCCGUGUCCUCUUGGCGCAUUGACGACGAUUAA
Lichtheimia ornata is the source of this 1101-nucleotide messenger RNA. RefSeq lists its product as uncharacterized. The record is from RefSeq and is a predicted model, not a curated record. The coding region runs from base 1 to 1101 and encodes 366 amino acids. The transcript has 7 exons. Lineage: Eukaryota; Fungi; Mucoromycota; Mucoromycetes; Mucorales; Lichtheimiaceae. Gene Ontology annotation, cellular component: Golgi apparatus.